Molecule: messenger RNA, 1631 nt
Organism: Cannabis sativa
Lineage: Eukaryota; Viridiplantae; Streptophyta; Magnoliopsida; Rosales; Cannabaceae
Exons: 2
Coding region: 535-1137 (200 amino acids)
Source: RefSeq, a predicted model, not a curated record
UAAUGAGCUUUAUUGAUAUUAUGAUAUUCGAUCUCCAUUAUUGGUUCUACAUAGUUAGUGUUUUAGUGAGUAAUCCUCCCUAAUGGAGGAACGUUCAUUAGCAAUCUAACACCGUAGAAUCUCGAAAGAUAAGUAUUUUCUUUGUGAGUGUUUAUUUUAGUAUGGAUCACCCUAAUGGUGGCGACUUUAAUAGGGCUUAAAGAGUACGAAAUAAUGGUGGAAGCUCAUAAGAUAGAAUUGCCUUGACUCUCGCCUAAACGGGACAAUGCUGAAUUCUUAUCUUGAUCGAAUAAAAGGUUGCUAGAAUGUUUAUCAUUUUAGAUGAGAUGACAACUCUAUUCAAUGAAUGGUAUUUUUGACUCUCGCCUAAACGGGACACUGCAUCAGUUUGUUGAAAACCUUGGAAAUUAUUUAAGUCUGUUACUUUAGUAUUUUCGCUUACCAUUCCUAUUUGCUAUAUGCUAACAAUUUCUGAAUGAGAUUUUGUUUUAAACCUUACUUGAUUUCUAUUUAUUGUUAUUUGUAGUAUCCCACAUGACAAUGACCAAUCCCAUGUUGUCACUAUUGACUGAUAAUAAGCUGAGUGGAUCUAACUUCCCAAAAUGGAAAGAGAACAUUAACAUUGCUCUCAUAGAAAGUGCCCUAUUUGUGUUAACUGAACUGUCUCCUGGGCAGCCGGGUGAUAAUGCAACCAAAGCUGUAAAGGAGAAGUACGAGUGUUGGCAAAAUGCCAACGACAAAGCUCGAUACUUCAUACUUUCUAGCAUGGUAGACACCUUGAAAACAAGGUUUGUAAAGACUGACAUAACUGCAGGAAUCAUGACUGAGUUAACUAAUCUAUUCGGUAUGGCAUCAAUCCAAUCUCGCUUUGAAGCGACAAGGAAGUUUAUAAAUGCACGGAUGAGUCCUCAUCAGAAUGUGCGUGAUCACCUUCUCCAGAUGGCAAGUUAUUUCCAGGAAGCUCAGAAUCAUGGAGCCGAAAUGGAUCACACGACUCAAGUUAGUUUAAUCUUGAAUAGUCUGACUCCAGCUUUUCUGCCCUACACUUCGAAUUAUGUCAUGAACAAGAAGGAACAAGACUUUCACACCUUGGUUAACGACCUUCAGACAUAUGAAAAUUUGAUUGGAGGACCGUAGAAAAAGGGACCGAAAGCUCCUAAUUCUGGAAAUGGUAAUGGAGCGACUAAAGCUGAGGCAAACUUUGCCUCUACUUCCAAACCCAAGAACAAGAAGAAAUGGAAGAAUAGAAAAAAUCUUGUUCAAGCUGUGAGAACAGUUAAAAAGAAAAAGGCUGCUAAUCCUGGUAAUGCGAAAAUGCUUCUAUUGCAAUGAAAAAGGCCACUGGAAACCCCAGUGCCCUAAAUUGCUAGCAAAGAAACAAGCCUCAACUGCUUGAACUCGGAUGCUAUCUUAGUGAGUUGAAUCGGAUAGUUGGACAGAAGGGUGGAGAUAGUAUAAGAUGAAGAUGAAGCUCAGAAUCUUCUUCAAUUUUUUUUGAAUUAAUUGUUUUAGUUUAAGAACAAUUUGGAUUUCAAUUUUUAGUUUGAGAUUUUAUUCCCUAUUUUUCAUAUUGUUGCAGACAAUUCCUUUAAUUUUGGAGAAUUUUAUAAUAAAGUUUUCUAUUUUUGAAA